AUGGAGACUGGAGUGGAACCUGCAACUUUCAACCAUCGCCUAUUGCGGAGUUGCAUUCUCAGCAUUAGCCUACUACCUGCAAACAUGGUGCAUCAGUUACAAGGGACCAGUCUUUGCAGCUAUGUUUAUUCCACUUCAAGUCAUUAUAGUGGCAUUGUUCUCGGCAAUUUAUUUCGCAGAAUGACUUCACUUUGGCAGCUUGAUCGGAGCGUUUCUCAUUAUUGUGGGCCUUUACUGUGUGCUGUGGGGAAAGAAGGAAAGACACUCUUGUUGCUGAACAGACAGAGAAUGGAAACAGGGUACUUGAAGACAUUAAAGUGCUGGAGAAUGAUAUUUCAGUCAUAA
Prunus armeniaca (apricot) is the source of this 345-nucleotide messenger RNA. The record is from the annotation of a GenBank genome assembly. Lineage: Eukaryota; Viridiplantae; Streptophyta; Magnoliopsida; Rosales; Rosaceae.